CUACAGCAACCGUUUCGGUAGGGAACUGCGGCACCGGCAAGGUUGGCGAAUCGCUUACGUUGUCUUCGGCAGAUACCGUCUCCUUGCUAAAUCCGGAACGCGAGUGCUAUAAAGAUAUAUUAAUUAUAUUGUCCUUGUUCUCCCUCUCUGUUGCCCCCGCCGCCGUCGUUGGUUACCAGACGCUACCCUCUGUACUCGCGGCCCUCGCUUCUUGAGAGAGACCAUGACCACCGCCGACGCGAGUUUAAUAAUGGGGGGAUACUCGCGUCAUAUGGCUUGCAAGCCUUGCCGUGACCGGAAGGUUCGCUGUCCUGGCGAGCAGCCGAUAUGCGAGAAGUGCCGGCGGUCAGGGGACGAAUGUAUCUACCUCCCGACCCAGAAGGCCACCAAGGCCGAUUUAGCCCAAACUGUGGAGGAUCUGCAGAAGAGAUUAGGUGAAGCAGAAGCCCGAAUUUCUAAAAUGGGCGGCCUUUCAAACAAUAACAUGAGUACCCCUUAUUCUUACGGCUCCGAUUGGUCUGGUAACAGCGAAUUUUCAACCCUGGUAUCGUCCAGCGUUGCGACUCCUUCUAUCGUACCCCUGGGCGGGAUCAGCCCUUCCACCAACCAGCCCGGACACCCAGACUUAUUGUAUCAGUCGUCGCUUCAGGCGGCGGGGAUGUUAAGUAACGAAUUUAUGGAGGCGUCCCAAGGAGUUAACCAGCAUAAGAUGGACGGGAGGAAAGGCUCAGCCCAGUUCCGGGUAGACGAGAGAGUGACCUUCGAUAACGCCAAUAUGGAUUUUUACUCAAAAAGGGGGCACCCUUCCCAACAAGACAGCAGUGACCACGGGCAGGAGAGCAUAUAUACGCGGAAUCUGUCGUCGGGCCGCACCACGAUUCCUUCACCCACGCCCUCACGCGAUCCUGCGGCGAUGGGGAAAGUAAGCGAAGAGACGGGAGCCGUCAUCCUCAACACACUCGCAGCAUUCUCUUCGGCCAUGUUCCGCACACAGUGCGAGGCGGCGGGGAUGGCUUCCGUAGUGGCCGAUUACAUCGCCUGGAUUCGCGCAGUGCCGACCAACAGCUCUCCGCUCAAUUCCAGCGAGGUGAUCAGGAGCAUGCUCGAGAACAUCGAGAUUCGCCUCCGCGAGCUGGGCGAAUUAGCGCAGCAGAAGCACCACGGGGAGUUGCGAGAGCUCCUGACGGCACUCGAGGGGGUGGCGCCGCCAGGCGGCUCGAUGGCCGCGAGGCUCAGCAGUCUAGAAGAAGAUCUCCAGAGACAAUCGCUUGAGCUGUCCCAGUUCUUCAAAACGCGCUAUGACCCCUGUACCGCCCUCGCGGGGCAGCCUCGGGGCACGUCCUGACGGCCUGACGGCAAGACCGCGUGUAGCUUACGACGAACACGCGACGGAUUGCUUAGAAGAAAGAAGUCUUAACGCGAUACAUUUGGGAUUAUGACAAGACCGAGUGCCGGCGUUAUGCCACCACAAGCUUAGCUCUCAAGGCAUCCUUGCCAUCCCCCGGAGCCCCUAAACCUACCUACGAUGUCCGGAGUUGCGGCAACGGCCGGUACACAAUGUACCCAAAGAGGGUACCCAUGAUCAAAAAGUACAUGGGUUGCCGGAAAAUAUUUUAUGUCAAGUUGUUAGACGACGGGGUCAGCACCCCGUAACCCCGUACGCGGUAUAUUUUUUUUGAUCCAUGGGGUCUUACCGUACCGUUAGGUAUAGAUACAAGUCGGGUUCGACUUUAUAAAUGCACAUAUAUCAUAGCUCCCUCCACGCCUCAUGCCAUCA
Messenger RNA from Durotheca rogersii, 1777 nucleotides. RefSeq lists its product as uncharacterized. Gene Ontology annotation, molecular function: zinc ion binding; DNA-binding transcription factor activity, RNA polymerase II-specific. The record is from RefSeq and is a predicted model, not a curated record. Lineage: Eukaryota; Fungi; Ascomycota; Sordariomycetes; Xylariales; Xylariaceae. The transcript is spliced from 3 exons. Gene Ontology annotation, biological process: regulation of DNA-templated transcription. The coding region runs from base 224 to 1345 and encodes 373 amino acids.